AAACCAACAACAAACACAACAAAAGCAAAAGAAGCAUAAAAGAAGAAGAAGAAGGCAGCAAACGUCUCAAGCAAGCAGACAUGGCACCGAUGAAGAAGAGUCUCUUUGCUCUUCUCCUCUCAUCACCAAUUCUGAUCAUCUGUCUUAUUGCAUUGCUCUCUGAUCCCGUCUCAGUCGGAGCUCGCCGGUUACUAGAGGAGAUUCCUAAACCGGAGAUACCGAAAUUGCCUGAACUACCUCACCCGGAGCUACCGAAAUUCGAAGUUCCCAAGUUGCCGGAGCUACCUAAACCAGAGAUGCCCAAGUUACCUGAAUUUCCAAAGCCUGAGUUUCCCAAGAUCCCAGAGAUUCCGAAGCCCGAAUUGCCAAAGAUGCCGGAGAUUCCAAAGCCUGAAUUGCCCAAGUUCCCAGAGAUGCCCAAGUUUCCAGAGAUUCCGAAGCCCGAAUUUCCCAAGUUUCCGGAGAUUCCGAAGCCUGCGGAAUCUAAAUUAAUGGAGACUCCCAAGCCUGAGGCUCCUAAAUUGCCGGAAGUUCCUAAGCCAGAGCUGCCAAAGAUGCCGGAAAUUCAGAAACCAGAGUUACCAAAGAUGCCGGAGCUUCCGAAGCCAGAGCUGCCAAAGAUGCCGGAAGUUCCUAAGCCAGAGUUGCCAAAGAUGCCAGAGAUUCAGAAGCCAGAGCUACCAAAGAUGCCGGAGGUUCCUAAGCCAGAGCUGCCAAAGAUGCCGGAAAUUCAGAAGCCGGAGCUGCCCAAGAUGCCGGAGGUUCCUAAGCCAGAGCUCCCAAAGAUGCCCGAGGUUAAAAAGCCAGAGCUGCCAAAGAUUCCAGAGGUUCAAAAGCCAGAGGCUCCUAAGUUGCCGGAGAUUCCGAAGCCGGAGCUACCAAAGGUCCCGGAGAUUCAGAAACCCGAAUUUCCGAAGAUUCCAGAGAUUCCAAAAGCUGAGGUACCGAAAAUGCCGGAGAUUCCAAAGCCAGAGCUACCGAAGAUGCCUGAACUUCCCAAGUUACCGGAAUUCCCAAAAGUUCCCGGAACUCACUAAUUGAACCACCAGAAGUAGGCCCAGCUACUUUGAAGCCCAUCUCAUGAUCUUAAACUACCAUUUUACCCUUAUAUUGUUUGUCUAUCUCAUCAUCGUUUUACUUUGUGAACCAUAUAUGGUUUGAUCUUAUAGUCCUCCUUCAUUUUCUUUCUCUUUUUGAUGCACUUAUACUUGUAUUCUAUUAUAUUUGUAUGUUUCAUUCAUACAUAUGUCUUUGUAUUUAAUAUACUUUUGGAUUGUGUUACUUAUUUAAGA
Molecule: messenger RNA, 1292 nt
Organism: Eutrema salsugineum
Lineage: Eukaryota; Viridiplantae; Streptophyta; Magnoliopsida; Brassicales; Brassicaceae
Product: protein PELPK1
Exons: 1
Coding region: 81-1037 (318 amino acids)
Source: RefSeq, a predicted model, not a curated record